Nasonia vitripennis (jewel wasp) is the source of this 1898-nucleotide messenger RNA. RefSeq lists its product as uncharacterized. The record is from RefSeq and is a predicted model, not a curated record. Lineage: Eukaryota; Metazoa; Arthropoda; Insecta; Hymenoptera; Pteromalidae. The transcript has 2 exons. Bases 468 to 1718 code for a protein of 416 amino acids.
ACCACCAGACUCUGAUACAGGCUACUUUGCUGAAGUAGAUUUAGAGUAUCCUGAAGAAAUACAUGAUGAUCAUCAAGAUUUGCCUUUUUGUGCAGAGCAUCGUACACCCCCUGGCUCAAAGCAGAAGAAACUGCUGACUACUGUUUUGUUUUGAGCAGAAGCCUUGGCUCAAACCAUAUGUUGAAUUUAAUACAGAGAAGAGAAAGCAGGCCAAGAAUGAGUUUGAGAAGCUUUUCUACAAGUUAUUAAUUAAUGCAGUAUAUGGUAAGUGCAUCGAGCGAGAACGAUCUCGCGUUGAUGUGCGAUUAGCGAAUAAAUUUACAGGUCGAUAUGGAGCAGAAGCACGUGUAGCUCAACCAAAUUUUCAUAGUUGUGCUAUCUUUGAUGAAAAUUUGGUUGCUAUACAGCUAAAGAGAACAAGUAUUACAAUUAAAAAACCAAUAUACGUUGGUCUCAGCAUUCUCGAUAUGUCUAAAACAUUGUUAUACGAUUUUCAUUAUUCGUAUAUGAAGCGGCGACUUGGGGAAAAAUGUAAACUCCUUUACACCGACACAGAUAGUCUAAUAUAUGAAGUUGAUGACGUGGAUAUGUAUAAAAUAAUGAAAGAAGACUUGCACAAAUUUGAUACUUCUGAUUACAAAGAGAACAAUCAAUUUGGAAUUCCACGUGUCAAUAAAAAAGUGCCUGGAUUAAUGAAAGAUGAAUGCAAUGGCAAGAUUAUGACAGAAUUUAUUGGUUUACGUAGCAAAAUGUAUAGUAUUUUGAUAGAUGGAUCUGAGACUGUGAAAAAAGCCAAAGGCAUAAAGUCAAGUGUUGUGAAGAAAACAAUCACGUUCGAAGAUUAUCGAAAAUGUCUUGAAGAACAAAUUAUUGUUAAACGUGAGCAGUGCAACAUUCGCUCUAAAUUACACAUAGUGCAUACUGAAAAACAGAACAAAAUAGCACUAAGUCCGCAUGAUGAUAAAAGAUACUUAUUACCUCAUAGCACAGACACUUUGCCUUGGGGUCAUUACCGAAUUAUUGAGGUGCAGAUGGCACUGGCUGUAAGUCAAAUGGAGGAGGAUGAAAAAAUGGCUGAUACAAGAGGAGAAAGAGUGGGGGAGAUGGAAUUGGAGCAGGGGUAUGAAGCGACCAAUACUAAAGAAGAAAGCGAGAGAGCAAUGGAGAGGGGGAGCGAAUUGUCCAAUGAAAACAGUGCAGCACGAGUGGGGAUGACACUUUAUGGCGAUACAGGCGAACAAAUCUUUAUAGAAUACGAUGUUUGUGAGGAGCUAAUGCACGAAUGGAAUCCAUCGAUGGAGGGGGCAUCUUCCAAUAGAAGAGAUAUUCUACAAGAGGCUAUGGAAGGGGCAGACAUCGUGGUGGGGAAUGGCUAUAUGAACCGACGCACCACGGUGAAGAGCACAUUCGAGCAGUCGAGCUUGAAAAUUACCUACCUUUGGAGAAGAAACCAAGACUCACUUAACAUUUUCAAAAUGGAUCUAUCUGCACUUAACAAAAUUGCUGAGCGCGAGUUCUUGCCUAAGAAGAAAGUCACGGACUUAGAAAAAGAUCAUGAGUACAUGGUGAUGUCACGUCGGAUUCAGUCCUUUCGAACCAAAUCCGUUCGUUUUAAUCUUGGAAAUAUUCUCGGUAGAAAACUUCCAGGAAGGGUGUUGCUCCUUUUUACCCUUGCGUUUCAGCAAAUAGGUAGGGAUGAGCUGUCGCGUGUGGUGUGAUUCGGGAGUAGUUAUUGGAGCGGAUAGAGUGCUAAAUUUAAUUUUAUAAAAAUUAUGCAAACAAAACUAAACAAGGGAUCUUAAUGGAUGAUUUUGUUUUAGAAAUUUGACUAACUUUGGAGCGACUGCUAAACAGGCACAAAUCCUGAACAGUCACUUGCAAAGUUAGUAUAAUUUUAU